This is a messenger RNA of Podarcis lilfordi (Lilford's wall lizard), 12598 nucleotides long. The record is from the annotation of a GenBank genome assembly. NCBI's taxonomy places the organism in Eukaryota, Metazoa, Chordata, Lepidosauria, Squamata, Lacertidae.
GAUCUCUCCAGUCCGAAGUGGGAAGCUCUCCUCUCUCUCUCUCUCUCUCUCUCUGGGCGCGCGGAGAGGGUAUAUUUUUAGAGCGAUCGCCUCCCUGCUCGGCACCACGUGUGCUGCCCAUGUUGCUCGGAAUGACUGGCCCCUCUUCGGCCUGCUUGCCAGUCUUGCUCCUGGGACUGCUGUCGCCUUGGCUGGCCGGGCGCUGCAUGCCCGCCUUCGCCCAGCCCCACCAGCAGCCCCAGCACAACGACACCCUGGAGUGGCGCUGGGAGACGCUCUUCUCGCGCUCCAUGGCCAGGAUCCCCGGGGAAAGGAGGGAGCCCAACCGCGACGGCGACUAUCUGCUGGGCAUCAAGAGGCUCAGGCGUCUCUAUUGCAACGUCGGCAUUGGUUUCCACAUCCAGGUGCUGCCAGACGGCAGGAUCAACGGGAUCCACAACGAAAACCGGCACAGUAAGUCGCCACCUGCGCCCACCUGGCCAGGGACUGUGGCAUUCUCCACGGGCGUGGGAUCUGGCCGCUUUGCAAAGGCCCGCCAGCCCAUUCCACAAUUGCCUUCUGGGGAGUUUUGACGUUCCUUUAACGACAGGGUUAAAUCUUACCACUUCGGAGCUCACCGGGCAGUUUUCUCCUGGGAGGGUGUGGGAAUAAUGAUCAUCUGAUGUCAUCAGUCCCUUAUGUUCCGGUCUGGUCUGGAGCGCAUUUUCUUGCAUGCAGGGAGGUGGACUAGAGGACCCUUGGGGUCUUCUCCACCAGCUCGACAGUUCUGUAAUUCUACCUAGAAUCGCCCGAGCAAAGGUGCUUAGUCAAGCAAUGCAAGGAAAAGGAAGGGAAAGAGGGUCUCAGCAAAGCGGGCCUGCGCUGCUUUCGAUGCCACCCAGGUGAUCAAGUCCCUUAGACCAAUAGUAUUGACCCAGCCUCCCCAAAAGCAAAAGCAAACAGAUUCGGAAGCCAGCAACUUCGGAGAUGCCUCCGUUAAACUGGUGGAACUAAAGGGCGUUUUGUCAGGUUUCUAUGGUUAGGAAACACUUCUGCAGACGGGGGAGAAAUAUGUCAGGUGUGGCGAUUUUACUGUGUGUUGCUUCAUCGCAUUGCGCAUAUGCAGCAAAACGCAUGCAUGUGAAGAUGAUCGCCCCUGUUGAUUUGCCAUUUUCAUGCUGUUUCCCUUAUAAAUAAGUUUAUUCCUUGGGCAUUUUGUGUGUUUGGUCCAAGGGAAAUUGCAGUGUGUGAAGAGUCUCUUAAUGGGAUCUGUUAGUCAUUUCUACCUCCAUACUCAAUUUUGAAGGGGGGGAAAAUAGUCAUAUAUGGCAAAAGAGUAUGAUCAAAUUAUUCCAUUUUUAAAGCCAUUAGUCCUCAUGAAUGCAUAGGGAAAGUGUUUAAAAUACCUAAUGCAAAGUGCCAGCUUGGGAACUAUUCAUUUUAUCUUCUGUAUAACAGCCCGAUGCCAUUCAGAUGUUUUGGGUUACAACUGCCAUCAGCCCCAGCCAGCACAGAGUUUGGGGGCGGGGGGGGCAACAGGUUGGGGAUGACUUCUCUAUCAUUUAGGCAGCUAUAUAUUCUGUGGCUGGCUGAGUUACUCUUGCUCUAGAGUGGGAUACGGGAGGACGGCAAUCUAAAAUGUAAAAAAAAAAAAACAGCAUUCUUAAAUUCUGGGUUUGUAAGCUUGGUUGCAUUAGGUAUUUCAAAUGGAGUUCGGUCCCAGAAAAUAAACCACUUUGCUCAUCCCCAGCUCUGAGUUCAGGAACUGGUUACACAGAAAAAAAAAGUUGCGUCACUCCCACUGUGAACAGAGUAAACUGUCUUGAAGCAAUUGUUGCAUGGGCUCCUAGAAAUACUACUACUGAUCAAAAGGAAUCAGGUGUUUUUCACUGUCCCAGCGGGAAGCCUCCUGGUUUGCAGUGAGACACUGCUCAAAUAGCACCCCCCCUUCCUUUUGCAAGAGGGUUGCAAAUAGUUAAUUUGGGAUUCCAGAUCCCACAGAAGCUCUGCCAAGAAGUUAGGGCAGUCCACUAGGAAAAGCAUCUGUUAGUGACUUAACCUCAUGGCCCUGUGGCUCUAAUUCUAACUACGGUCCAACUGAAACAAUAGGACUGGGGAGGAAGGGUUAGAGACAGCAGCAUGACAAAUGUUUCACAUGUCCUGAAACAUAUUGUUACUUAUUUUAACCUGGACGAUGUGGGGGAUCACUGCCAACCAUUAAAACAUGCACACACACAUACACACACACAAACUCUUUAACCGUAUCCGGGUGCUUUUGUGGUGCUCUGCUGUCACUUAAUGAAUGGAAGGAGUUUAAAGGAGUUCAGUUCACUUAAGGAAUGGAAUUGCACAGGACUCCUAUACACACUUACCUGGGAGAAAAUCCAUUCAUCUCAAUGGGACUGACUUCUGAGCCUGCAUGCAUAGAGUUGCCAAUGUAGACUGAUUAUUAGGCAGCAAACCUCAUCAGGGUCAAUCUACACACAUGACAACUGCCACAGAGAACCACUUCAAACCAGUCCAUGUGCAGUGUUUAGCACAUGGAAAGUCAUUCAGUGUGGCCAACCAGAAGGGGUAGUUUGACCAUGUCAACACAGUUCGUUCCUUUUCAGAUAUCUGGGCGAUCAUGGGGGAAAUAAUAAUGCGUGGUGCAUGCAGUAGUAGAUGUAUAUGGGGAGAGGAAGACUAAAUUGUGCCCCUGAGUAGAGAUUCACCCUACUCUGCUGAAGCAUAGUGCCUUGAUAAGCGUGUGUGUGUUCAAGGCUGCAAAAUGAAGCUUGGCACCCAGAGCGUGAUUCCUAUUGUCCAGUAUUAUUGUGUCAUUAGCCUGCAUCCUUGCUAGAUGCUGCCAGCUUCUAGGAGCUGAGCCUCUAUCACGUAACGGUCCUUUGUUUGCAUCACCACAACUUUUCCAGUAAUUUGAAUGUCAGUUACUUUGGCUCACUCAGUGAGAAAAGCAAUUUCUUAUUAUUAUUAGAAGAUUGAUCAGUAAAUAGAUAGAUAGAUUAGAUAUACGCAGUGCUUUUUUCUGAGGGGUACUCAACAGUUUGUAGUACCAGCACUUUUUUUAAUGGAUAUAUUAAAAGUUUGGUACUUACUGUAACAACUUCAUGGUGAAUGCCAGCACCAUUUUUCUAGAAAAAGCACUGGAUAUAUUAUUAUUAUUAUUUAUUUAUUAUUAUUUAUUAAAUUUGUAGACAGUCUUAGAUGGGACACAGGAGGCGUUGUGGGUUAAACCACAGAGCCUAGGACUUGCCGAUCAGAAGGUCGGCGGUUCGAAUGCCCGUGAAGGGGUGAGCUCCCGUUGCUCGGUCCCUGCUCCUGCCAACCUAGCAGUUUGAAAGUACGUCAAAGUGCAAGUACAUAAAUAGGUACUGUUCCAGCGGGAAGGUAAACGGCGUUUCCGUGCACUGCUCUGGUUCGCCAGAAGCGGCUUAGUCAUGCUGGCCACAUGACCCAGAAGCUGUACACCAGCUCCCUUGGCCAAUAAAGCGAGAUGAGCGCCGCAACCCCAGAGUCGGUCACGACUGGACCUAAUGGUCAGGGGUCCCUUUACCUUUAUACUGUCCUAUACCUGUAGAUCUUAGGGCGUUCACAACAUGAAACCACAAUAUAAAAAAACAGAAAAUACAUAAUAAAAACAAAAACAAAGACAACACAAUAAUCCCCCCUUCCACAACAUAUUUUAGAAGGGUAUAUACAGUAGACAUAGAAUUAUUAACAGUAGGAUGUCCCUCCAACCUCCAUUAUCACACACUGACAGACACCAAGUUGUACAUUCGCAUGUUCCACCACACACACAACCAUAGGAGAAAAUCGCAUCAACCUUGCUCUAUACAGCUUAGCACAUGAGAGUCACCACCAAGUGGGGCAACUGAAAGUAUUUUCAACAAAGUGACAGUAACACAUAGAGCAAGCCUACAUCUACGCAUUAGAUUGCUUUAAAGAAACCAAGCCUUUGGAUCACAACUCGUUAAUUCUAGAGUAUCCCAAAGAGAUCGAAGGAAUUGCUCUGAAGCUGAGCACCUUGGAGAUUGUUGAACAAAGUCAUCUGUUCACAAUACAUAGGAUGUGCUUAGGAGUGGACUAUUCCCAAACACUUACUUCUGAGUAGCCCCAUUGAUUACAUCAGAAAAUGGAUUCAGAAUUGUAUCAUUGCUGCUAAAUCAGUAUAGCAUCCUCUUAUCCUUUUCCAGAGGGACAUCUAUGUUAGUCUCUUGGAGCAAAAACAACAGAGACUGGUGGCAUCCUAAAGACUAAUAUAUUUAUGAUGGCAUAAGCUUUCAUGGACUAUGGUCUAUUUCAUCAGAUAUAUGAAAUGUUAUUCUCAGUUGCUGGUAUUUGUGAUUUAAGAGAACAGCAAUGGCUUACACUCAGAUAUAUCUCUUAGCUGGCUCCCUAUGCAUUUUUCCCCUUCUUACAGGUUUGCUUGAAAUCUCUCCUGUGGAAAGAGGAGUGGUGAGCCUCUUUGGUGUUAAAAGUGGACUCUUUGUAGCCAUGAACAGUAAAGGCAAACUCUAUGGAGCUGUAAGUAGUCUUGAACGUGCUCAACUAUGUGUCUUUUAAAGUGUUGAUGUGUUGUUUUGAUGUAAAAUGGAGUGCUCCUAAGUCUUGACCCUCUCAAAAUAUAUUAACAUGGAAACCAAUGAGAGAUACCCAGCUAAGUAAUGCUCAGAGCAGAGUAGUCUAUUGAUUUUAGUGGUUCUGCUCUAAGCAAUACAAACAUCGAAUAUCAAACAAUAAUUCCACACACACCCUUUUAUUUGAUGAAUAACACUUUAAACUGCAGGAAAAUCAGCACAGAAAUAUUUGAACCAAUGCAUAUUUUAAUAGUCAGGUUAGGUUACUGAGCAAGUCUCAGUGGCAGUUGUUCAGUUAUCUUCAGUGUGGACUAUGGUAGAGAACUAUAAGUGCUUGGGUACCUCCCUUGCCACUGGAAUCUUAAUGUGCAAGCUUAAUGUGCAAAAAAUAAAAAAGACAGCACCUGGUUAUCUUGUUUGGCAAGUUAAAGGGCAAUACAAAAAACUUCAAUCUGAUAAUAUAAGGAUUUACACAUAUUUGUUUUUACGAGGCGAUAAAAAAUAAAUUCCAAACUGUGUUCCAGGGACACAUUUGUGUGGUGCUAUUGCACAAAUAUAUUUAAAUAAAAUAAAAUAAGGAUGCAACCCGAUAUAGAGUACGCUUACCUGGGAGCAGUGCAGUAAAGUAGCAGUAAAGAGAGGGGGCUGUGCUUGCUGUGUCUCGACAACAUCUGAUGCUCUGGCUUUCCCCCUUUUCAAUUAGCCUCUGCUGGAGACUGCAUUGAGUGUGACUGCACCAGUCAUUCUGAUGCAGAGGUCCAGUAGAAUUAUCUGCCCUCUGAGAAAGCCUGUGUAGGGCAGCAACAUGUCAUUGGACACCAGUUCCAUGGAGAGCCACAAGCUCCCCAAAGCUACUUGAUUUAGAGCAUCCAAAACAUCACAAAAUAGUGAGCAAGCUUUUGAGUUCUCCGGAGUUUUUCUUCAACCUGGGUGUUAGGGAAGGAAACAUGGGAGAAAGAGCUGGAUAUGAUGUUGGAGUCCCAAAGCCUGCCACUUUUACUAGUCUUAAGAUGGAGUGCCAGAAGAUUUUGGGAUGGGGAACUUGGACUCUGGGUUGGACUCUGAACUCCCAUCAGCCCCAGUCAGCAUGGCAAAUGGUCAAGGCUGAUGGGAGUUGGAAUUCAACAACAUCAGGAGGGCCACAGGCUCCCCAUCCUGCUUUAGAUAGUCUCAAGGAGCUCCCAGGUCGAAGUUGGUUGUGGAAUUGGCGCUGCUCACCCACACCGGUAUUUGCAGGGUCUGCUGAACAUUGUCAUCAUCAAAUUGCUGGCAUUUUAAUCUGCAUUCCUCCUUACUUCAGAAAAUCCAACAUGGAAAAACAACUCUCUCUCUCUCUCUCUCUCUCUCUCUCUCUCUGUGUGUGUGUGUAUAUAUAUAUAUAUGGUUACUGGUGGUAUGGAAGUUUAUGCGUGCAUUUCCCCUCUGACAGGUACAUUGUCACAUGUGUAGUGAUGUUUCUGUGGCCUCUAAUGCUACGUUCUUACUUCCAUUUCUUCCUCAUUGAGGAAGCCAUUUUGUUUUCAGUGGCCCAAAGGAUAGGACCAUGCCAGCAAUUGCUGGAUGCUGAAUUCACAUUUGAACAUUCUAGUUAGGAAGAGCUGCUCUCUCAAGAUCUCCAUCCAAGACAUUACCUUGCAGCUGGUAACAUAGCACAUACAUCAUGCUAUAAUGAUAAUAAUAUUGAUUGUAAUGAUAUUAAUAAUAAUUCUUCGGAAUGCUUGAGCAGUCAACAUUAUUCAAGCAAGUAAGCAAGCAAACAAUGGGAAACGGAUAUUCUACCACCAUCCCUUGACAGCACAAGCCUUCAAUUUGUCUAUCAUGACACAUGAUAACUAAGUCAGGCAACAUUUGCUCUUGUGCACUAAGUAGCAAUUUUUGGUGCAUAUUCACAGGUACAGAAAUACCUGUGUGCAUGCCCAGUAUUGAAGAUGGCUAUGGAUAUAUUGCAUUAUGGUCAACCCACUAAUUUGGAUGGCAAGCAGUGGAAUAGCAAUGAAGAUCUAUGACUGGAAAAAUGGAAAUGUGUUGAAGCUAACCAAACACACACAGAGAACAAUUGGAUCUGAAUGAUCCAGUUGUAGUCUGGAAGCAAUCCCAGUCUGGAAGCACCAAGCACCAUUAAUUAGCUAAGUCCCGGCAAAGUUCAAAAGAGCUUUCCUCUUGCACAAGGAGCUGCUGAAACUAAGAAGCAAGAAGUGCUGCUUCCUAUAUUUUGAAAAUAUAAAAUCUAGCAAUGGCUCAGACCUAUCUCCAGCACAGAUUCAGUCCCUUGUAAGGUGAAGUUUGGUUUCCAAUUUUAAUUUAAAAAGAACAUGUAUUGGAGUUAUCUAAAGUGGGGAAAACACAUUGUGCCGCAAUCUGAUGAGCAAUUGCACCAUUUGCUUAUUGGCCAUUGUUUGAAAAAGGGACAAAGCAAAUCAGUAAAUGAUAUUCAGACUUCAGAUACACAAAUAUUCAUCUGAUCUUCUGGAGAAGGAUUUAGUUGUUUGUAUCUGCAUUUUUACAAAAAAAAAAAAAGUUUUACAAAAAACACACAAACAAACCAUACACAAUCUUGAGAACAAAUAGCCAAAGGCAUUUCAUUUCUUGAGGCCCACUUGGUUACUAAAAAUAAUGCAAGUCUUGUUUAUGGUCAUUUCCAGCUGUCCUUCUCUUGUGGCCUCGCUGUUUGUCUAAGCUCAUGUGAGCAGGGCUUUCAGUCCAAUGAUUCCGCAACGGGAUCACUUUUGCAUUGACUUGUCCUAAAGAGCUAUGGAUGCAAAAGGCUCAAGGCUUUCAUUGCAAAAGUCUUUAACCUUGGACUUCUUCUCACUUUGGGAGAUAUAAUUGAGUGUGAUGCUUCCUUUUGUUUUCUGCGUCUAUAGAGAUUUGUCACCAAUUAUCUUUUCCCUUCUGCAGUAUUAUAACAUUUUGUGUGUUUGAGCAAAGGCUGCAUCCUUUGCUCUACAUCUCAGAAAAAGCCCUUAGAGCAGCUCUGCAGCAGCGGCAGCUCAAAGGCCUUUCUAUUCCUUCUAGCAGGGCUCAAAGGCAGGAACCCCUUUCCACUGUUGCUUCCCAGCAGCUGGGAUUCAGUGGGUUACUGAUUCCAGAAAUUCCUCAUAGCCAUCAUGGCUUGUGACUAUUGAUAGCCUGGUCUUUCAUGAAUGUCUCAUUCUCCUUCAAAAGCAAUCUAAACCAGUGGCCAUGAUCACCACGUCUUUGUGCUACUACAUGCCAUAUAAGAACAUUUGAGUAUAAAAUGUCCAAACCACAGUCCACAACACCUUAGUUCCAGUUGGAGAAAGUAGUUUGUGGAUUACUGGGGUCCACAAGGGCCUUGAGAUGCCACACUUGCAUUUACGUAGCGUAUUGAGCGAUGGCAUAUGUAGUCUUUGGGUUGUAGUAUAAAAGUCUACAUGCAGAGAAGAUGCAGGUCAGUGGAGACUUGGAAUAGUGCAAGAUCUUUUCUUGCAGUGUCUCUGAGAAAAAGCCAAAGCCUUGGGCUUGUAAUGUAUCCUCUAGCUGUGAUGUUGCUAUUUGCAACAUUUGCAAAAGUCAAGAUCAGCUCAAGAUUAGCAAAGUAGAGGGGAGAAGUAGUGAACUUAAUGUGAAGGCUCAGAAGGUCAGUGUUCCAGCGACCAGGGAUCUUGAUUUCCCAGGAGAUGGGGCAAAACCAAACAAUGGACAAGGCUUAGAAUUGUGUACCUGUCAGUAACUCUGUCUAGCUUCCUGUUUUACUAUAUCUUCCCAUUAGAUUUAGUCAUUUUCCUCAUCAGUGUGCUGUUCUGAACUUCAACAACUCUUUGCAAUUUGCUUGGCGGAUUCCCAUCAGUUUCAGAAAAUCUGUUUCUAAUAAACCAACAGUUCUGACUUUGACCCUUGGAUGGUGAUCAGCAUUCUAUGAUGGAGAUACAUGGGUGUUUUCCCCCUCCCCCCUCCCCCCCAGCUCUGGCUAUGCCAUAUAUGUUUUUUAACCUGGGAAAACACCAUUCUCUUUCACUCCCUACCCGAGAUAGUGCAUCGAUACAAUAAAGAUUGCACUGUGGAAUGUGGUAGUGCAGGUAUCAUUGGGGCACCUAUCAGAUUUUGCCUGCGAUAUGUAUGGAGAUGAGCCCCACGACUCUAUCCCUAUGCCAUUUUGUAACUUUGAAACGCCCUAUUUCAGCAAGCCACAAAGCGACUUUAUUUAGGAAGAAUGCUGGGAACACAAGCAAAACUCUCCCUGCCCCUCUCCCACCCUUGCCUCUUUAUACAACCCUUUUAGCUUACUCCUCCGGGGCUGAGAAUUCCCCCUCUCUAGUACUAGAGUGCAUAGCUCCCCUGAUAAAAAUCUCCCUUCGAGUCCAAUCUCCCUUCUUCGAAACAUCCUUAAUGUAAUGGAAAGAUGUCUCCCUCCCACUUCAUUUUUAAGGCAGCUGCCUGAGGAUUUUCCAUGCAUGUACAGAUCCUAGAGGGUUUACAGUUGCAAGUGUAAGAGGAGACUUUUCCCUGCAGUUGAGUGCAUGCACCCACAUGCUUCAAACAGCCAAUUCAUUUAGUUGUGUGUGUGUGUGUGUGUGUGUGUGUGUGUGUAGCAUUCAGCUAUGCACUACUCAGAGUAGACCCAUUUAAAUUAGUAGACCUAACUUAAUCAUGUUUCAUAAUUUCAAUACAUCACUCAGAGUAAAUCUUAGUUGACUUUGACCCAUAGAUUGCUGAGAUGAGGCUGGAGGUCUGACUGGCCAAACAGUCAGAGAGCAGAUUCCGUGGUGGAAUCACUGUUGGGGUAGAUAUCCCUGGAAUCAUUAUUGCGGUGGAUUUCUGAGGUGGAUACUGAGAUCUACCCCCAAUGUGGGUCAGAAGAUAGCGGAGGCUAUUUGCAGUUUGUACUGUGUUGCUGGAUGGAGACAUGCUACUGGAAAGCAUUAUGUACUAGCAGCUGAAAGACCAUGCCAGUAUCCUUAACUGCAGGCGGACUUGACGCUGUGUUUGUGCACCAAGCACAGAUGAAUCAUUUUGUAAACCCGUAUGAAGCAUACAGGUAGGAAUGCAGGCACCUGAAGAUAUCCAGGUGCUGAGUCCCAGUGGUGGUGGUUUGUGUGAGCAAAUAUGUAAGAAGCAUUUCCAGGGGGAGGGAGAAGGUAUACAUUGCAGUAGGCAUUGGGGUGGGCAGCUUCUGCCAACACUGUAUUACCUAUGCUAGUGCUUUGUUAAGGCCAAGAGUCCAGAAAUGGAUCUCCUAGGCCUGGAGUGCCACCGAUAAGAAAUUGAAAAGUUUGGAGACAAUGUAGAUUUUUAUUUUGCUGCUUCUAACCAUUUCAAAAAACCAGCAUGAAGUGAGACGCUGGGCUGUGCACCAAACAAAAGAUUCAGUACAACCUACAGUUUGGCACAUUGGAAAAUUGCCCAAUUUGAUCUCAAACGCUUUGAAGGCUGCCCCAUUUGACUUGGGUCUGAAUUUGAAUUCCUACUGAGAAAAAAAUGAAGUGUCAGGCCUCUCCCAUUAAGGGGAUUUUUAAAAACGGCUGUAGCCUUUCCCUUUUGACAAAAUUGGGUGAAAGUUUCAUGCACCGUGUGUCUUUUAUAUGAAUAAGGCCUUGCAGAAAAAUAGGUCUAGAGGAUUGUUUUGUUGUUGUUGUUCUGGACACCUUUACUUUUUGUUUUUAAUGGAACUGUCCAUAUAUCUUCUCUAUAUUUGUUGGCAGAAUUGGGUAAAAUUUGCAGGCAAGGUUAUAAUAAUUUUAUAAUAAUUUAUUAUUUCUACCCCCAGCCACUCUGGGCGGCUUCCAACAGAACCUUAAAAACAGAAUAAAACUUCAAACAUGAAAAACCUCCCUAAACAAGGCUGCCUUCAGAUGUCUUCUAAAAGUUGGAUAAAGUUGGAUAGUUGUUUAUUUCCUUGACAUCUGAUGGGAGGGCAUUCCAUAGGGUGGGAGCCACUACCGAGAAGGCCCUCUGCCUGGUUGCACCUUACAGUGGGGUAGGAGAACUGGGGGGGUGGAUCCCCUUUUAUUUUGUGGGCAAUUUGCGUAAAAGUAAUGUAUGUUAUUCAGUGCUCUCAUAUAAGAAACCUGCCAAAUUACAGGCAAGCAGGUCUGGGGUGCAUGUGCUAGGUGCAUGCAAAAAUUGUUUUUUUAAGGGGGAGAGAGAGGAGCAAACCUGUUUCCCUCCCUGUGGUUUUGUAGGCCAUAAGAUUAGUAUGAAAAUGGCAUUGAUCAUAGCAGUGCCACCAGGAAAGUAAGAUGUAACAUUUCAGAAGGAUGGGUGCUGGGGCUACAGAGUUACAAAGAAUGGGAAGACAAACAGCUUCACGUCUUCACAUUUUUAAUCGGCACAAAAGAUCUCAGAAAUACAGAUUUGACAGGCAUGGAUUGUGGACUGUGCGUCUCUCCCAGGCCACACCCCUCACUUCCCCUGCUCUGUGUUCUCCUUUUGUACUUUUUCUGGCUGGAAUGGUCCCUUAAACUGUGAUAAUGUGAUGGAGAGGGGGGGUGUAUGCAUGCAUGCGAAAUCCUCUGGUUUUUGUGUGGUUGCAAUGUAGCCUAAUGUUGCUCCAUCCACUUUUGCCUAUGACCACACCCACCACUGGCACGCAGCAUUCAGAAGGGAAUCCACAGCAGACCUAGAGCAUUUGCCAUCCCUGUGCAUGGAUUUAGGUACCCACUCUUAUCCUGUUUUCUCUGAUCUGUCAUGUGGGUGAAUAUGCCAUUAGGGCAGGCUGCUCAUGAGUGGCUUGUGGAUCUCAGAGGACUGAGCCUGAUUGAAUGUGUCCAAAACACGUCAAUAAAAUCUCCAUGUGGAAGUGCUCCUAAUCUAGGCAUGGAUUAUUUGUGUUCAUUCAUAAAUCUGUUCUGUCCAAUUUCCUUGCCAAUCUGCAUAUGUUUUUAAAACUCCUUUAAAAAACUGCAUUGUUAAAAGUAUUUCCCCCUCAGUAUCUACAAUUUUUUGUACAUAUUUCAUUUGAAAAAUACAUAUUUUCUGUAUUACAACCUAAAAUACACAUUUCAUUUGCAUAUUGGUACUUGUUUGUUUUUUUUUGACCCAAGAAUUGUAUUUCAAACUUCAGAAAAAUGCAGAAACCACAGUGCCCCUAUCAUGUAAUGUUUAAAAAUGGUGAUGGGAUGAAAUUCUUGAGCAGCCCUCCAAGCGUGAUUCAAAGCCUGUGGGGUUUUUUUUUAAAAAAAAAUCAUGGUCUCUGUCUCAAAAGGGCAAUUUGAAGCCUCAGUUGUACAGUAUGAUACACUUGAAAGGAAAACUAGAAAAGAGUCAGCUGCUGAGGUGUAUCGUCCCUGCACCUGUUCUACAAAACAAACAAAUCUUUUCUACAUCUAAGUCCCUGUUCUGCAAGAAAGAGCUUGUGGUCUCUGUGGCUCACAGGAAAUAUUAAUGAACGCAAAAUGGAGCAUCAAAUACCACUUGUGUGAAGUUAACUUUCUGUCUGCUGUGCAGCUAUGAGAAGGCACAAGAGUCCUCCCCGCCCCCCCCGAAAAAGUUGGCAACCUCUAAAUUCUCCCGUCAAAUACUUUGAGAAAUAUAUUAUUCUUGAAAAGUGGUAUACAGAUGUGCUAAGAGAAAUAUAAUAGCAUAUUUAUUUAAUUUUGUAGACCGCUUUGUUUUUCAGCAGAAAUCUCUGACUUCUGAUCCCUAACAGAAAACUUCCAUUGUUCUCUCUCCCUCCCUCCCUCUACCCCCAAAUUCUCAUUUCAGAAUCAUUUCAAUGAUGAGUGCAAAUUCAAAGAGAUCCUGCUGCCCAACAACUACAACGCCUACGAAUCCCAGAUCUACCCCGGGAUGUACAUAGCCCUGAGCAAAAAUGGACGAACAAAGAAAGGCAACAAAGUCUCUCCCACCAUGACAGUGACACAUUUUCUUCCUAGGAUCUGAGCGCUUGUCCCUUCAGACUUAACCUCAGGGAAGUGGGGAGGAGGCGAGAGACCCGAGAGGCGGAGGAGGGGAAACCUAUGGUGCACUUUUCUUUUAAGAGUUUUAUGCAAGAGUAGAUGUAAGAUAUUUAAAUUAUUUAAUUCUGUAUAUAUUGCCAGAAAGUUAUUUAUAGUUCUGAUUUUUAAAAAAGAAAUUCC